GGUCACAAAUCACAUUAGCUUUGCCCGAAGUUUUUCCCCACACUCUUCUUUAGCAUGCUAUUAUGGGGAAAGUGACCACUCCUGGGAGCGGGGGUGGUCGGGGCGGUUUGGUGGCGGGGAAGCGGCUGUAACUUCUACGUGACCAUGGUACCUGUUGAAAACACCGAGGGCCCCAGUCUGCUGAACCAGAAGGGGACAGCCGUGGAGACGGAGGGCAGCGGCAGCCGGCAUCCUCCCUGGGCGAGAGGCUGCGGCAUGUUUACCUUCCUGUCAUCUGUCACUGCUGCUGUCAGUGGCCUCCUGGUGGGUUAUGAACUUGGGAUCAUCUCUGGGGCUCUUCUUCAGAUCAAAACCUUAUUAGCCCUGAGCUGCCAUGAGCAGGAAAUGGUUGUGAGCUCCCUCGUCAUUGGAGCCCUCCUUGCCUCACUCACCGGAGGGGUCCUGAUAGACAGAUAUGGAAGAAGGACAGCAAUCAUCUUGUCAUCCUGCCUGCUUGGACUCGGAAGCUUAGUCUUGAUCCUCAGUUUAUCCUACACGGUUCUUAUAGUGGGACGCAUUGCCAUAGGGGUCUCCAUCUCCCUCUCUUCCAUUGCCACUUGUGUUUACAUCGCAGAGAUUGCUCCUCAACACAGAAGAGGCCUUCUUGUGUCACUGAAUGAGCUGAUGAUUGUCAUCGGCAUUCUUUCUGCCUAUAUUUCAAAUUACGCAUUUGCCAAUGUUUUCCAUGGCUGGAAGUACAUGUUUGGUCUUGUGAUUCCCUUGGGAGUUUUGCAAGCAAUUGCAAUGUAUUUUCUUCCUCCAAGCCCUCGGUUUCUGGUGAUGAAAGGACAAGAGGGAGCUGCUAGCAAGGUUCUUGGAAGGUUAAGAGCACUCUCAGAUACAACUGAGGAACUCACUGUGAUCAAAUCCUCCCUGAAAGAUGAAUAUCAGUACAGUUUUUGGGAUCUGUUUCGUUCAAAAGACAACAUGCGGACCCGAAUAAUGAUAGGACUAACACUAGUAUUUUUUGUACAAAUCACUGGCCAACCAAACAUAUUGUUCUAUGCAUCAACUGUUUUGAAGUCAGUUGGAUUUCAAAGCAAUGAGGCAGCUAGCCUCGCCUCCACUGGGGUUGGAGUCGUCAAGGUCAUUAGCACCAUCCCUGCCACUCUUCUUGUAGACCAUGUCGGCAGCAAAACAUUCCUCUGCAUUGGCUCCUCUGUGAUGGCAGCUUCGUUGGUGACCAUGGGCAUCGUAAAUCUCAACAUCCACAUGAACUUCACCCAUAUCUGCAGAAGCCACAAUUCUAUCAACCAGUCCUUGGAUGAGUCUGUGAUUUAUGGACCAGGAAACCUGUCAACCAACAACAAUACUCUCAGAGACCACUUCAAAGGGAUUUCUUCCCAUAGCAGAAGCUCACUCAUGCCCCUGAGAAAUGAUGUGGAUAAGAGAGGGGAGACGACCUCAGCAUCCUUGCUAAAUGCUGGAUUAAGCCACACUGAAUACCAGAUAGUCACAGACCCUGGGGACGUCCCAGCUUUUUUGAAAUGGCUGUCCUUAGCCAGCUUGCUUGUUUAUGUUGCUGCUUUUUCAAUUGGUCUAGGACCAAUGCCCUGGCUGGUGCUCAGCGAGAUCUUUCCUGGUGGGAUCAGAGGACGAGCCAUGGCUUUAACUUCUAGCAUGAACUGGGGCAUCAAUCUCCUCAUCUCGCUGACAUUUUUGACUGUAACUGAUCUUAUUGGCCUGCCAUGGGUGUGCUUUAUAUAUACAAUCAUGAGUCUAGCAUCCCUGCUUUUUGUUGUUAUGUUUAUACCUGAGACAAAGGGAUGCUCUUUGGAACAAAUAUCAAUGGAGCUAGCAAAAGUGAACUAUGUGAAAAACAACAUUUGUUUUAUGAGUCAUCACCAAGAAGAAUUAGUGCCAAAACAGCCUCAAAAAAGAAAACCCCAGGAGCAGCUCUUGGAGUGUAACAAGCUGUGUGGUAGGGGCCAAUCCAGGCAGCUUUCUCCAGAGACCUAAUGGCCUCAACACCUUCUGAACGUGGAUAGUGCCAGAACACUUAGGAGGGUGUCUUUGGACCAAUGCAUAGUUGCGACUCCUGUGCUCUCUUUUCAGUGUCAUGGAACUGGUUUUGAAGAGACACUCUGAAAUGAUAAAGACAGCCUUUAAUCCCCCUCCUCCCCAGAAGGAACCUCAAAAGGUAGAUGAGGUACAAGGUCCUAAGUGAUCUCUUUUUCUGAGCAGGAUAUCAGGUUAAAAAAAAAAAGUUACUGGCUGGUUUAAUACUUUCUACCUUCUUCACAGAGCAGCCUUUGAAUAGACUAUGUCCUAGUGAAGACAUCAACCUCCGCCUUAAGCUAUGUAUGUAUGGAGGCCAGUCGCAGCUUUAUUAUGCAGACACACAAGUGGUCUGGACAUGAGGGUACAGUUUCUGCCUACCAAGACACUACUUGCACUGGAUCUUACGCAAAAAAGAACCAGAACACACAGUGUGGACAACUGCCCAUAUAUUCUAUCUAGAUUAGGAGAGGGUCCUGGCUAGGAUUUUAGUGGUAAUUCCUAGUUACAUUCAACAAGUAUAAAGAUUAUAGAGCUUAUUUUAUGAACUAUAAACUAUAAUUUAAUGCAAAAUAUCCUUUUAUGAAUUUCAUGUUAAUAUUGUGAAAUAUUAAAAUAAUUCCACAAUAGUUGAGAAAAAUGAGCAUUUUUUUCCAUUUUUAAAAAAUGCAUAGAAAAGACAAUUUUAAAAUCCUGGGACCAUAUUUAUUUAGAAGUAGCUGUUAGUAAAACAUUAGAAAAGGAGUCAGGCCAUUAGGUUAUUUAUCCAAAUCUCUAAGCAAUUAGGUUGAAGUUAUUAAGUCAAGCCUAGAAAAGCUGCCUCCUUGUAAGGCUUUCAUGACAAUGUAUAGUAAUCCACAGUGUCCAAUUCUUCACACUCCUCAGGAAUAUCACUACCUCAGGUUACGGUACACAGGCUAUAAUUGAUGAUGAUGUUCAGAUAACUGAAGACACAAUAAAUGACAUUCAGACAUCAGGACAAUUCCCUCAUGUUCUUUUCUAUGAUGGCCACCUGUACCAGCAACGUGGGUUUCACCCACACAACGAUGAACUGUUCUCUUACUUCUCCAGUUGAUUUUAAAGACUUGUUAAGAGGUCUUACUAAUAAAAUUUGGGUAUGAUAGAAAAUCCACAAUCAAAUCUUGAACCAAAUAACAUAUUAAAUUACUAAUAUUUAAGUGAUGGAAGACACACAAAAAACUUAAAAGCACGAACAACCUAACUUGAAAAAGAAUUUUAAAAUAUGAUUAACCUGAAGAAAAGAGAAUCCUAAGAGCCAAAGCUCCUUUUUAUUUAGCUUGGAAUUUUCCUAUUGGUUCCUAACAAACUGUCCCAAUGUCAUAUAAGGAAACAUGAUCUAUUACAUUCCUUUAUAACAAUGUGGAGAGACUAUAAACCUAUGUAAGUAGUAAAACUAUAUCAGAGACUCAGGAGACUGACUAAAAGGCCUGGAUCUGCAGUGUAUUAUCUGUAUAAAAAUUGGCAGGGGGAAGCUAAAAGGAAAGGAGAUUGGAGAUCUCAAUUCUAUCAUGGUGUAUUUCAUACGCAAAUCAGAGCAUGCAUUGUUUUUUGUUUUUGGAAAGAGAAGGGAAGUGUGUUCUGCCCCAUGUUUCCUUCCGUGUUUAUAGUUCAAACUCUAUAUAUACUUCAGGUAUUUUUUGUUUAGCCCUUCAUUAUAAAUGGGCAGGAAAUUGUUUAUCAACCUAGCCAGUUUAUUACUAGUGACCUUGACUUCAGUAUCUUGAGCAUUCUUUUAUAUUUUUCUUUUAUUAUCCUGAGUCUGUAACUAAACAAUUUUGUCUUCAAAUUUUUAUCCAAUAUCCAUUGCACCACACCAAAUCAAGCUUCUUGAUUUUCAAAAAUAAAAAGGGGGAAAUACUUACAACUUGUACAUAUAUAUUCACAGUUUUUAUUUAUAAAAAAAAUUUACAGUACUUAUGGAGAGCCAGCAGAAGACAUCAGAGCACUCACUUCUUCCCAUCUUUGUUAAGGUUAGCGAAUUACCCAUGGACACUGUUAGGUGAGGCUCAUUCGGCAGCCCUGAAAACAAACCUGGUCACACUGUCUUUACCCUCUCCCUUCAGAUAAAGCACUUCGAUUAUCUAUUGAUCUGCCCAGUUUUCAAGUCAUGCGAAUACUAAAAAGGUUACAUCAUCUGGAUCUGUACCUUGGCUAUAUAAGCAUGUUUUCCCCCUAUUCUAUGUUUCUUUUUUUGGUGAACAUUGAAAAACAGGAGGUGACUUAUUACUGUUAAUUAAAACUAAAUGAAAAAUGUCAAGUCUUUAAAACAGUGAGCUUGUAACUCUUUCAUGUAAUUUUAUUCUCUAUGAAUUUGGCUAUCCUACUGAAUCUUAAAAUAAAGGAAAUAAACACUUUUUUUUUAAAAAAAAGGAAAAAUACAAGUCUAAAAAUCUCAAUGAAAUAUUUCACAAGAAGGAAAAAUGUAAGUUAGCCUUUGCUUUCCACUUUGGAAUAAGCAGGAGGUUAGGGAAGGCAUUGAGAAGAAAAAAGAUAAAAAUAAUAUGUGUUGUUCAGUGCAGUGCCUAAGCUAGGUUUUCAAGAUUUUAUAAUACAGUAAGGAAAAUGUACUAUAUAUGGAGAUUAGGAUGUUGCAAUUUUUCCACAAAGGUUUAAAAACAUUUUGGAAAUACAAGUUUUUGUGGAACAUUGUGUUGGAAUAUUGUCCCCAUUAAGUUUCUCCUGAGAAGCUAAUUGGACUCUCCACUCAGCUUUAUUUCUAGGUAUAAUCACUGUUGGUUACACUAAACUCCUAAACCUAAAUGACAGGGCACAACUACAGCUUGAUCCUGUAUUACCACAUCAGGGCUCCUGGGUGAGCCAGAGACACUGUUUCAUAAAUGCAUAUUUAUUAUAACUUUAAGAGUAGCAAUCUCAUAUACUGAAUAGUCACUCUUUAACUCCAUUAAAUAAGAUACAGCAAGGGGAAGGACAGUAUCACACAAAAUGGCUUUCAAAUUCAAGUGGGGCUAUUUGAUAAUUACACUGUGGCACAGAGGCAGCUUAUGGGCACUUCUUGUUAAAACAUCUCCAUGUUACCAACUUCUGACAAGACUCUUAGUAUAGGCUUGGGCAUCAACCCAAGAUUAAAGUCAAGAACCUCAAUCACUUCUCUACAACUACAGGUGUUGAGUCUUUCCAGAAAAACAAAGGUCCAAAUGAGGCACCAUUCAUCACAGCUUCUUUCUCAUUUCCAUCUAGUGGGUAAGAGGUUUCUCUUCUUAAAACUACAAUUUCUUAACCUUUACAAGUUAUUUAACAUUUUCUAUCAUAUUAAAUUAGCAACAUAAAACAUUAUCCUUUAUCUAUAAACUUCUAGUCUGGUUCCCUAGAGUUUAUAUACACGUUUUUAUUUCUAAUCUGCAAGAAAAAAAAUUCCUAUUUGUUAUUUGGUAACAGAGCAUUAAAAGAUACUAUACACAUGUGGUGCAUAUAUAUAUAUAUAUAUACACACACACACACACACACACACAAAAUACACUUCAAAAAGAAGCCAACACACUUUAGCCAAAGUCUU
Homo sapiens (human) is the source of this 5572-nucleotide messenger RNA. RefSeq names its product solute carrier family 2 member 12 (gene SLC2A12). Gene Ontology annotation, cellular component: endomembrane system; membrane; perinuclear region of cytoplasm. Lineage: Eukaryota; Metazoa; Chordata; Mammalia; Primates; Hominidae. Gene Ontology annotation, biological process: transmembrane transport; hexose transmembrane transport. The transcript is spliced from 5 exons. Bases 145 to 1998 code for a protein of 617 amino acids. The record is from RefSeq and is marked validated. Gene Ontology annotation, molecular function: transmembrane transporter activity.